This is a messenger RNA of Microbotryum saponariae, 226 nucleotides long. The record is from the annotation of a GenBank genome assembly. Lineage: Eukaryota; Fungi; Basidiomycota; Microbotryomycetes; Microbotryales; Microbotryaceae.
AUGGGUGAGCGGCCCCCUUUGUCUUGAAGCAGUUGGUUCAUCACUCAAGUUCUUGACAUGAGCGUAUUUGGCGCCUUCUAGAAGGCACCCCAUUCAGGCGUUGUUGUGCUCGAAAUGGACGAGUAUCCUCUCAACAAGGAGGAGAAAGCGUGAUUUGGGUGAGAAUUGGAUGUGUACUAGUGGGAGAGUGGGGGGUAAAGACGAGGAGCGUGCGAAGCGUCAAUGA